AUGGAGGGCCCGGGAAAGUGGACGGUGGAGCAGGACCCGUCAGCUUCAAUGAAGGUUUUUCAGAACCACCAGACUCAGAGCAUGGAGACCACCAGAGAAUCUCAAACCAGCACCCUCACACAGAUGCCCACAUCCACUCUUUCUUACUCCCCAAGAGUACACUCCACUGUUGGAAACACAGAAGAGACAUCAACACCAGGACCUGAAAGUUCUACCCCAGUGACCUCAGCAGUCUCAAUAACAGCUGAACUGGAAGGACAAUCACAAACAACUUCCUCGAGGACCUCUACGCAAGACACAUCAGCUUCUUCUCAGAACCACCAGACUCAGAGCAUAGAGACCACCAGCAAAGCUCAAACUGGCACCCUCACACAGAUGAUAACAUCAACUCUUUCAUCCUCCCCAAGUGUACUGAAUGUGACAGAGACUACUGUUUCUCAAAAGACGUCUCCUGCAGAUGAAAUGACCACAUCAUUUCCCUCCAGUGUCACCAACACGCUCAUGAUGACAUCAAAGACUAUAGCAAUGACAACCUCCACAGACUCCACUCUUGGAAACAUAGAAGAGACAUCAACACCAGGAACUGAAAGUUCUACCCCAGUGAUCUCAGCAGUCUCAAUAACAGCUGAACUGGAAGGACAAUCACACACAACGUCCUCAAGGACUUCUAUCCAGGACACAUCAGCUUCUUCGCAGAACCACCAGACACAGAGCACAGACACCACCAGAGAGUCUCAAACCAGCACUCUUACACAGAGAACCAUCACCCCUUCCUUCUCCCCAAGUGUACACAAUGUGAAAGGGACUAUUUCUCAGAAGACAUUUCCUCCAGGUGAAACAACUACCUCAUCCCUCUUUAGUGUCACAAACACACCCAUGAUGAUAUCAAAGAAGAGAAUAAUGACAACCUCCACAGACUCCACUCUUGGAAACACAGGGGAGACAUCAGUACCUGUUACAAGAAGUCUUAUGCCAGUCACUUCAGCAGCCCCAAUAACAGCUGAGCCAGAAGGACAAUUACCAGCAACUUCCUCAAGGACUUCUACUCAGGACACAACAGAUUCUUUGCAGAACCACCAGACUCAGAGCAUAGAGACCACCAGAGUAUCUCAAAUCAACACCCUCACACCGGUUACAACAUCAACUGUUUUAUCCUCACCAUGAUUCAACCCAAGAACAGUUUCUCAGGAGACAUUCCCUGGUGAAACAACCACCUAUCCCCCUUCCAGUGUCAGCAACACAUUCCUGGUGACAUCAGAGGUGUCUAGAAUGCCCACCUCCAGAGACUCUACUCGAAACACAGAGGAAAUAUCACUACCUGUAAGGGGAACCAUUUCUGCAAUUAUCAGAGUUUCAACCAUAUGGUUGUCAGACACACUGUCAACAGCACUCUCCCCCAGUUCUUUACCUCCAAAAAUAUCCACAACUUUCCACACCCAGCAGAGUGAAGGUGAGAGACCAUAGACGGCCUCAUGAGAGGAGUCUGCCCCAGGUGUGUCUCGCGACAUUUCCUCCACAUGAAACCAUAACAUGCCUUCCUCAUUCUCCAGUGAAGACCGCACAACUCGCCUUCACCAAAAGACUGCCUCAACACCAACAGGCUGCCACAGGCUUGUCACAGGAACCAAUAGUGCCAGGACAGCUGGCACUAUUCCAAGGGUCUCCUGAGGUCUCAACAAUAGGGAUUCAAGACAGCCCACCACACCCUCCCACAGCACAACUCUCUUGAAACAACAGGGAGGUGCCCAGACACAAUGACAAGAAACGGGGACCACUGGAGAGGUUCCUAUCAACAGCCCAAGCUACAGUGUGUGACUAGAUGAUAAAUACAACCCCCAUCUUCUUCACUUCUAAGUGCUGAAUGGACACACAUCACAACAAAUUACAAUGGCACCAUCAACAAAUCAUUCAACAAUACAUUCCACAAACACCUCUCCUCAGGAAUCACUGGCUGUUUCCCAGAGAGGUCACACUCAAGCCCCGCAGACCACACAAGAAUCCCAAACCACAAGGUCCAUCUCCCCUGUGACUGACACCAAGACAGUCACCACCCUAGGCUCUUCCUUCACAGCCAGUGGGCACUCAUCCUCAGAAAUUGCUCCUCAGGACGCACCUACCAUAAGUGCAGCGACAACCUUUGCCCCAGCUCCCACUGGGGAUGGCCUCACACAACUCAGGUUCCCAACCACAGUACUGCAGGCGGCACCCAGCGGUCCUGACUCCACCCUGGCGCCCUCAGGAGGUGCAUCACUUUCCAUAACAGGUGCUCUUCCUGGUGUAGUGUCAACACCAGGGGUCCUAGAAGGACGAUGGACAUCAGCCUCUGCCAGCACCUCACCUGACACAGCAGCAGCCAUGACCCAAACCCACCAGGCUGAAGGCACAGAGGGCCUCUGGAGAAGACAGACCAGUGAACCGGCCUCCUCGGGUCGGGCACCACCAGAGGGCACAGCUACCCUUUCCUCAUCCAGGGCGAGCGGCACAACACCUUCAGGAAGCUUAAGGAAUAUCCAUCACAGAGUGACCACAUGGUUCUCCAACCCCUCCAGGGACAGUCACACAACCCAGUCAACAAUGACCAUAUCUGCCUCAGCCAGUCAUGAUGCUACCCCAGUAAGUACAGGAAUGGUGUCUGCGAUUGUCCCCAGCACCUUCCUGUCACUCUCUGAGGCCUCCACUGCAGGGAGACCGACAGGACACUCAAGCCCAACUUCUCCCAGUGCCUCUCCUCAGGAGACGGCCGCUACUUCCCAGAUGGCGCAGACUCAGAGGACAGGAACCAGCAGAGGGUCUGACACCAUCAGCCUGGUGUCCCAGGUGACCGACACUUUCUCAACAGUCACACCCACACCUCCUUCGAUCACAUCCAGUGGGCUCACAUUUCCACAAACCGAGACCCACGCUCUGUCACCUUCAGGGUCUGGUACAACCUUCAACAUGGCCCUCAUCAGCAACAGCCAUGGCACCCAGACAACAGUGCCAACCUCGUCCACGCACAAGAGUUCUACAAGUCAUGCCACCCCUCUUGCCGCCAGCAGCGCAUCCUCAGCAUCCACAGUAUCCUCGGGCUCCCCUCUGAAGACGGAAACAUCAGGUCCCACAGAGGAGGAGGUGAUGGGUGUGGUGGGUGACAGGCUUACCCCACUCUGCCCCAGUCGAAACUCCGCUCGAUGUCGAGAGUGGUUUGGAGAAGUGACCAGCGGACAGACACGGAGUUUCCAGCUCCUCUUCCAGCUCCUGAUUUCUUUGAAUCUCUUUGACUCUGCUGUUCUCUUACUCCCCAUCCCCACCCCGACCACCAGGCCGGCCACCUCCGCCACUCCCAGCACUGCCACGCACACUCCGCCUCCACAGCUGCUCCCCGUCCCCGUCCCGUCUGAGAAAGGUGAGGAGGCCGUGCAGGUGCGCGCAGCGCGCGGGAGCGCUCUGAUCCCUUUUUCGGCCCUAAAGAAGGCCCAGGCCCCCCCGGACGCCCUGCUCUUCUUUGUCCUGGCCAGGAGCUCUCUCCCCACGGGCCGGUGCCGGGACCUGGGAGUUCGUCAGACCGUGGACUUCAUCCCGCUCUUCAGGCCCGCGACCGCUUCCUCGGCUCCUCGGGCGGCGCGAUUCCUCUACUUCACAGACAAUGGCCAGACUAUCUUCCCACAGUCAGACUACCAGAUUUUCUCCUAUCCCAACCCACUCCCAAGAGGCUUCACAGGCUGGGACCCCGUGGCCCUGGUGGCUCCGCUCUUGGACGAUGACUUCUCCACUGGUCAGGGGACCAUAUUUUAUCAGAGCAACACCUACCAGGCCAUCCUCUCCACAGAUGGGAGCAGGUCCUAUGCCCUGUUUCUCUACCAGAGUGGUGGGAUGCAGUGGGACGUGGCCCAGCGCUCAGGCAACCUCGUGCUCAUGGGCUUCUCCAGUGGAGAUGGCUAUUUCGAAAACAGCCCACUGAUGUCCCAGCCAGUGUGGGAGAAGUAUCGCCCUGAUAGAUUCCUGAAUUCCAGCUCAGGCCUCCGAGGGCUGCAGUUCUACAGGCUACACCGGGAAGAAAGGCCUAACUACCGUCUCGAGUGCCUGCAGUGGUUGAAGAGCCAGCCUCAGUGGCCCAGCUGGGGCUGGAACCAGGUCUCCUGCCCUUGUUCCUGGCAGCAGGGACGAUGGGACUUACGAUUCCAACCUGUCAGCAUAGGUCUCUUGGGCCUCGGCAGCAGGCAGCUCUGCAGCUUCACGUCCUGGCGAGGAGGCGUGUGCUGCAGCUACGGGCCGUGGGGAGAGUUUCGUGAAGGCUGGCAUGUGCAGCAUCCCUGGCAGUUCGCCCCGGAACUGGAACCGCAGAGCUGGUGCUGCCUCUGGAAUGACAAGCCUGACCUCUGUGCCCUGUACCAGCAGAGGCGGCCCCGUGUGGGCUGUGCUACAUACAGACCCCCACGGCCUGCCUGGAUGUUCGGGGACCCCCACAUCACCACCUUGGAUGGUGUCAAUUACACCUUCAAUGGGCUGGGGGACUUCCUGCUGGUCAGGACCCAGGACGGGAACUCCUCCUUCCUGCUGCAGGGCCGCACCGCCCAGACUGGCUCAGCCCAGGCCACCAACUUCAUCGCCUUUGCGGCCCAGUACCGCUCUGGCAGCCUGGGCCCCGUGACGGUCCAAUGGCUCCUUGAGCCUCAUGAUGGAAUCCAUGUCCUGCUGGAUAACCAGACUGUGACAUUUGAGCCUGGCCAUGGAGACGGCGGAGGCCAGGAGACGGUCAACGCCACCGGAGUCGUCCUGAGCCGCAGCGGCUCCGUGGUCUCUGCCAGCUUCGAUGGCUGGGCCGCCGUCUCGGUGGUCGCGCUCUCCGGCAUCCUCCACGCCUCCGCCAGCCUCCCGCCCGAGUACCAGGACCGCACGGAGGGGCUCCUGGGAGUCUGGAAUAACAAUCCGGAGGACGACUUCAGGAUGCCCAAUGGCUCCACCGUUCCCCCAGGGAGCUCCGAGGAGACGCUUUUCCACUACGGAAUGACCUGGCAGAUCAACGGGACAGGCCUCCUUGGCAAGAGGAAUGACCAGCUGCCUUCCAACUUCACCCCUGUUUUCUACUCACAACUGCAAAAAAACAGCUCAUGGGCUGAAGAUUUGAUCUCCAGCUGUAAUGGAGACAGCUCAUGCAUCUAUGACACCCUGGCCCUGCGCAACGCAAGCAUCGGACUUCACACGAGGGCCGUCAGCAAAACCUACAAGCAGGUGAACGCCACCCUCAAUCAGUACCCGCCCUCCAUCAAUGGUGGUCGUGUGAUUGAAGCCUACAAGGGGCAGACCACGCUGAUUCAGUACACCAGCAACGCUGAGGAUGCCACCUUCACACUCAGAGACAGCUGUACUGACUUUAAGCUCUUUGAGAAUGGGACGUUGCUAUGGACACCCAAGUCGUUGGAGCCAUUCACUCUGGAGAUUCUAGCAAGAAGUGCCAAGAUUGGCUUGGCAUCUGCCCUCCAGCCCAGGACUGUGGUCUGCCAUUGCAAUGCAGAGAGCCAGUGUUUGUACAACCAGACCAGCAGGGUGGGCAACUCCUCCCUGGAGAUGGCCGGCUGCAAGUGUGAUGCGGGCACCUUCGGCCGCUACUGCGAGCGCUCCAAGGACGCCUGUGAGGAGCCGUGCUUCCCGAGUGUCCGCUGCAUUCCUGGGAAGGGCUGCGGGGCCUGCCCUCCACACCUGACUGGGGAUGGGCGGCACUGCGCUGCUCUGGGGAGCUCUCUCCUGUGUCGGAACCAGUCCUGCCCUGUGAAUUACUGCUACAAUCAAGGCCGCUGCUACAUCUCCCAGACUCUGGGCUGCCAGCCCACGUGCACCUGCCCCCCGGCCUUCACCGAUAGCCUCUGCUUCCUGGCUGGGAACAACUUCAGUCCAACUGUCCACCUAGAACCUCCCUUAAGAGUCAUCCAGCUCUUGCUCAGUGAAGAGGAAAAUGCCUCCAUGGCAGAGGUCAACGCCUCGGUGGCGUACAUACUGGGGACCCUGGACAUGCGGGCCUUUCUCCGCAACAGCCAAGUGAACCGAAUCGAUUCCCCAGCACCGGCCUCGGGAAGCCCCAUUCAACACUGGAGGGUCAUCUCGGAGUUCCAGUACCGCCCUUGGGGCCCCGUCAUCGACUUCCUGAACAACCAGCUGCUGGCUGCAGUGGUGGAGGCGUUCUUAUACCAGGUUCCACGGAGGAGUGAGGUGUCCAGGAACCACGUGGUCUUCCAGCCCAUCUCCAGGGAAGACGUGUGGGAUGUGACAGCCCUGAACGUGAGCACGCUGAAGGCUUACUUCGAAUGCAAUGGCUACAAGGGCUAUGACCUGGUCUACAGCCCCCAGAACGGCUUCACCUGCGUGUCCCCGUGCAGUAGGGGCUACUGUGACCAUGGAGGCCAGUGCCAGCACCUGCCCAGUGGGCCCCGCUGCAGCUGUGUGUCCUUCUCCAUCUACACGGCCUGGGGAGAGCACUGUGAGCACCUGAGCAUGAAACUCGACGCGUUCUUUGGGAUCUUCUUUGGGUCCCUGGGCGGCCUCUUGCUGCUGGGGGUCGGGGUGUUCGUGGUCCUGCGCUUCUGGAAUUGCUCCAGGACCAGCUUCUCCUAUCUCCUGCGCUCAGCUGAGGCCUCGCCUUGAAGGGACAGCUGUGGCCUAGGCUACCUCAAGACCCACCCCAUCCUCACCGCACACUUAAGGCGCCAUUGCUUUUGGGAGACUGGAAAAGGGAAGGUGACUGAAGGCUGUCAGGAUUCUACAAGGGGAGUGAAUACUGGGACUCAAGACAAGACUAUACCUUAUCCAUAGGUUCAGGUGCACAGGGGGAGGCCAUAAUGACAAGCGUGGAGGGGUCCUCACGCAGACACCCCCACAGAAGGACACUGGCCUGUGCACGCGUGCGUGCACAUACACACACACACACACACACACACUAGAGUUCAUAAUGCAGUGAUGGCCCUAAGUUAAGCAAAAUAAUUCUGCACACAAAACUCUCUGGUUUACUUCGAAUUAAAGUGUAUUUAAUAAAGCUGUCUAACUUUUUGUGUCUUCAAAA
Messenger RNA from Chlorocebus sabaeus (green monkey), 7033 nucleotides. NCBI's taxonomy places the organism in Eukaryota, Metazoa, Chordata, Mammalia, Primates, Cercopithecidae. The record is from RefSeq and is a predicted model, not a curated record.